AUUUGGUAAAGUUUAGGACCAUUUUGUCUAACAUAACUGUGCUAGUCUCAAUUUAAGAAGUAAAGGACAGAUUCUCAUCAAACCUUUCUUUCUCCUUAAUUUCUUACCUUCCCUCUCCACAAAACAACAAACCUCAGAUCUCAUGGAUAUCUCCGCCGCCGCCGCCGACGACGGCGCCGCCGCCGGCCUCCGCGUCGCCUCCUUCGCCUGCUACCUCGACGCCGACAAGGACACUCUGCUCCACAAAAUUUCACCUCAGGACACCGCCGCCAAAAUUCAUAAAUCAGCCGCCGCCGCCGCCGCCGCAAACAACAACCUACGAAUCGACUCCCUCUCGUACAACCUUAAACCCCCCGAAGAUCACGGCUUCGUUUUCAACGUCCCGAAGCCUAUCCAAAACCGCUCCGGCGGCGCCUUCGCGUUCCCUAAGGACACCGAAAUCAGCGUAUUCGGAGCAGAUAAGUAUUUCAACGCCGUCAAAUUAGACCACCGCCGCCGUUCGGAGAAUCCGAUGAAGGAAUUCGCGCACGUGGAUAAUUGUAAUAAUAAUAAUAAUAUUCCGGCUAGGCCGCCGCCGCCGCCGCCGUCAAUGUGCUCGGAGGUCAGUAGCUUGAACAGCCGGACGGCGCUUAUGGCGCCGGCGCGGCGUUCCGCGCCGGCUCCGGCGCGGACGGCUUCUAGAAGGUCGUGUUUCUUCACGCGCUUCGCCUGCCAAGGGCCGUGUUUCGACAGGAAAGACGUUGUCUCCGUCGCAGACGCGCCGCCGGCCGGCGGCGGCGCGGAAGAAUCUAGAAAUUCUAUUGAAGUUUUUGGCGCGGGGGUUUUUAAACAGAAGGGUGACGUGGCGGCGAAUUUGGAGCGGAAGCUGUCUAUGCUGACGUGGGACGCAAUUCCGGCGGGGAGUUUGGGCGGCGCUAUUCCGGCGGCGGCGGCGCCGCCUCCGGCAUCUACAGCACGGACGAGCACUAUUUGUGAUGACAUGGCGAGCGAUGCGAGUUCCGAUUUAUUUGAAAUCGAGAAUAUUACGGGAUCAAUGUAUCCGAUGCUGACGGCGGCGGCGGCGGCGGUGGGGGAUGACGUGUCGUGCUGUCAGAGCCCCGCGUCGCAGUACGCGCCGAGCGAGGCGAGUAUACAGUGGAGCGUGGUGACGGCGAGCGCGGCGGAUUACUCGUCGGUGCUGUCGGAUUAUCACCACGACGGGAGCGUGAGCUGCCACGUGUCGAGGAACAAUUCGCGGAGCUGUACGAAAAUCAGGAACGGCGGCGCCGCCGCCGCCGCCGGUAAAAAGAGCGGGCCGAAAGGGCGGGCCGGGGGCCUGUUGGGAUGCAAGAACCACAAGGCAGUUGAUGUUGCGGAGAAUGCGUGUGCACUGUAAGAAGAAUGAAUUCGUUUACCAUUGUCUGAAAAAAUUAUUGAUUUUUUUUUUUUUUUUUUUUCUUGUAUAUAUAUGAUUUCGAAUAGUUAUAUAUACUAUAUAUUGAAUUGUUGUUUGUAUUAGUUAUGUUAUAUGAUUGUAUUUUGAUCUUUUUAAACUAUCUUUGUUUCAUA
This is a messenger RNA of Andrographis paniculata, 1548 nucleotides long. Its product is annotated as protein PHYTOCHROME KINASE SUBSTRATE 3-like. The record is from RefSeq and is a predicted model, not a curated record. Lineage: Eukaryota; Viridiplantae; Streptophyta; Magnoliopsida; Lamiales; Acanthaceae. Bases 143 to 1375 code for a protein of 410 amino acids. The transcript has a single exon. Gene Ontology annotation, biological process: phototropism.